Corylus avellana is the source of this 927-nucleotide messenger RNA. RefSeq lists its product as uncharacterized. The record is from RefSeq and is a predicted model, not a curated record. NCBI's taxonomy places the organism in Eukaryota, Viridiplantae, Streptophyta, Magnoliopsida, Fagales, Betulaceae.
AUCUAUUAUUUGUUCGACCAAAUGAAUGAGAUCUCUGUAAAUCCACUCGCGUCGAGAUAACGCAUCACACUCGAGAACCUCUGAUCAGCGAUCGGCAGCUCCUCUUGACCAAGACCUCCUCUGGGUCCUCUCUCUCUUUCUCAAUGGCACACGAAAUUGAAGCCCUUUCAGAAUCCGAACGGACAAAGGAAAUUGAUGAGCCGCAGAAGAAGAAGAACAACAACAAAAUCACCUGCAGGUCCUCAGUCAACAGCCAGCUUAAAGAAAUAGAUCUUUUUCAGAUUUCUAAUGCUAUGGAUGGAGAUGUUAUUAUUCUCACUUUGACGCUUCCCAGAACAGUGCCAAGGACAGUCAGUUUCAGUGCAAAUAUCAAACUCCUUGUUGGAUUCUGCAUCUUUGUUUUAGAAAUCUUUUAUGGUUUAGUCCACAAUGAACCCAUGAACCAGGAGAAGAGGGCACUUUUGAACUUAAUGCUUUUUACUGGUUCCUUGAUCUUUAUUCUUUUGAUUGAGAUAUCACAACUUUUUUCCCAUAGACUAACACUAGAAGAACGGAGGCUCGUCCGCCUGGUUGGGUGGCUUCAAGAAGCCCUAAUUUGUAUAGUGUUUGUUACCAUAGUUUACUGGACACCGAUGGUACCACCAAUGACUAUUGCUACCUUGGAAAGGAGUCAGCUGUCUGCACGAGUCGAUGCAGCACCUGUCAAUGUAUGCUUUCGUGCAGCUCAAUCCCUUGCUUGUUCGCUAGUGCACUAUGGCUUUUCAGCCUCCGUUCUCUGGGAGAAAAAUGUUUGUUGGAUGCCUCAACAAUUAAGGGGGGCAUGGUAAAUCUUCUGUAUAGUUUCAUUCUUGAUGUGCAGUUGUGUGAUUAAAUUUUUUUAGCAGGCAAUUUUCUUGUAUACUUCUUGAGAUGCAAUUACUUAAUUCA